CGCACUCUCCUUGCGUAUAUGGCUUCAUGACAAAAGCUACGGGACGCUCGUGCAGGGUGUGCGUGCGAGUGACCAUCAACAUUGCAUCGACGCUCACCCCCGCGUCGCCGCAACACAGCUUACCACCAUGCCUUCCUCCUCUUGUUCCUCUUCAUCUGCACGCAACCCUGACCAGCAGCGCCCGCUGGAACCGCCUAUCUAUCUCGGCGCUGCUGGCACCAGCAGCGUGACGGCAAAUCGCUCACUAGCAGAUGCCGUGUCCGAUUGCUCCGCCUCCGAGUCUACGUACAAUAGCUACCGUCACAAGGAUGCGUCGCGCAGUAAGCAUUGCAGCUCGGUAGCACAAACGAAGCUCGAGGACGGAGCCGAGCUGGCGCAAGAUCCGCGGAUAGCAUUGCAGAAGAACGUCGACGCCGCCACGGCAGGCAUCUCGCGGAAAAUCUCGCUGCCAGUUCCAGGAGCGCCGCCCACGGCUGAUCGCACGCAAUCGGUCGCAAGAAUAACAUCACCAUCCAUCCCAGCCGGAGCAGCUCCGCUCGACCUCAAGUUGACACUCACCGCCACCGGUGACCCGUCCGUGGUGUACAUCGACUGGGGGCCGGGCGACCCGGAUAACCCGUUGAACUGGUCCACCUCGCGCAAGUGGGCCAUCUGCAGCGUCUGCUUCACCUUUGCCAUGCUCACCGCUAUCAACGCGACGGGGUAUUCGGCUACGCAGGAGGCUAUCACGGCCGAGUUCGGCUGUUCCAACGAGGUUUUCUUGAUUGGAAACAUGACAUACUUUAUCAGCAUCGCCUUCACGCCUAUGGUGCUCGCCCCGCUCUCCGAAUCGCUCGGGCGCCAGGUGAUCUACCUCAUCGCCGCCGUACUCUACGCGUUGCUCUACAUCCCGCAGGCGCUCGCUCCCAACAUUGUUGCUAUCAUUGUCGUCAGAUGGUUUCAAGGCUGUUGCGCCAGCGUUGGCAACUCCAUGGUCGGUGGAUCCGUCUCGGACGUCUUUCCGACCGUCAAGCGCGGGCUACCGUUGUCUGUCUUUUGCUUGCUCGUUUACGUCGGACAAUCAUUCUCACCGACAGUCAGCGCAUACAUUGUCCCGUCGCACCUCGGCUGGCGCUUCGUCUUCUGGUGGCAGAGUAUCCUCGGCGCUGUCGUCUUCCUGGCCAUGCUGCUGCUCAUGCGCGAGACACGCGGCACGUACCUCCUUUCACGCCGCGCCAAACGCCUCACCAAACAGUCGAUGCAUCAGUACCAGCAGCAAGAGCAGUCUAGUGGGAAAGCAGACGAAGAGUCCUCGCGUCGACCCGGCUACAUGACCUACCGCUGCCGCGCCGAUGACGAGCGGGGCAGCUUCAUGACGAUGGCGCGCACGUCACUCUCGCGCCCAUUCGUAUACCUCCUGACCGAGCCGGUGUGCCUGGUUUUCUCCCUAUGGGUCGCCGUUGCAUGGGGAACCGUCUUCCUUUCCCUAACAUCUGUCCCCGUCGCCUUCCGCGAGGCAUACGGCUUCACCAACGCCCAGUCCUCCCUCGUGCUUCUCGGUAUCGCACCCGGCAGCAUCCUCGGCUGGGCACUCAACUUCCAUCAGGACCGACUCUACGCCAAAGCGGCCGCAAAGAACGGCGGCAAGGCCCCGCCCGAGGCGAGGCUGUACUACCCGUGCAUCGGCGGCUUGGUCUUUCCAGCUGGCCUCUUCAUGUAUGCGUGGGGAACGCGUGCUGGGGUGCACCCUUCUGUCGGCAUCAUCGGCUUUGUCAUAUUCAACACCGGUGUAUACUUUGUCUAUGUCGGUGUCUUCAGCUUCCUCUCCGACGUGUACGCGCGCUACGCGAGCAGCGCGCUCGCCGCGCAGAGCUGGCUGCGCAACGUCUUUGCGGGCUUCUUCCCGCUGUUCGGCGUGAUCAUGUACGAGCGUCAAGCGCCUCCGAUUGCGACGACAAUCAUCGCGAGCAUCGGCUUGGCGCUCGGCAUCGUCCCCUUUGCGCUGCUCAAGUAUGGCAGCCGCCUGCGCGCUGUCAGCCGCGUGGCGAAGCAGCUCGCAAAAGAGGAGGAGGAGGCGGAGGAGUUCAUGCGCCAUCAACGCGAGAAGGAGCAGCGCCGCGCGGCGAAAGAACAGCGCAGGAAGGCCCUGGCUGCCGUAGCUACCAGCGGCACGAUUGCAGACACGUUGAAACAGCCGCAACGACAGCAGAAAGUGGACCUUGAGAAGCAAUAGAGCAUGCCUUGUCAUGGCCUCGCCAUCCUGUGCACGGUAACCAUACCGUCCACUUGCGUCUCCUAUUUUUGCAUAUCCUCCCUUUGCAUGAGUAUUUCGCAUUGCUAUGGAAUAACAUCACAUUGUAUAGCAGUUAUCAAAGCAAUAAUUGUAGC
Messenger RNA from Tilletiaria anomala UBC 951, 2367 nucleotides. Its product is annotated as MFS general substrate transporter. NCBI's taxonomy places the organism in Eukaryota, Fungi, Basidiomycota, Exobasidiomycetes, Georgefischeriales, Tilletiariaceae. The record is from RefSeq and is a predicted model, not a curated record. Bases 128 to 2212 code for a protein of 694 amino acids. Gene Ontology annotation, molecular function: transmembrane transporter activity. Gene Ontology annotation, biological process: transmembrane transport. The transcript is spliced from 3 exons.